AUGUACUUACAUGUCGCGGCGUGCAUCUUCAAACGUGUCUGCAUAUACACAGGGGCCGAAAUGAAACCCGAUUUGAUGGGAAGGGGGCUGAACCUGACGGCUGCAAGUCUGGUGGUGUUCGCGGAGCUCUUUUGGAAUCCGGGAGUGCUUGUCCAGGCUGAAGACCGCGCCUAUCGCAUCGGGCAAAAGGACUCCGUCAACAUCCAGUACCUGCUUGCUGAGUCCACGGCUGACGAUCAGCUUUGGUGGUGUCUCGACAACGGUAUUAACCCCGGUGCUCUUUCUCAUACCAUAAUUUAUUACGCCGUUGUAAAAGUGACAGGCGAUGCGUACCACCAGUGGCCACGUGUUCGUAUGCGUAAAUUCUACCCUAAUUUUAGGGCCUUGGUGAAAAACAAGCUCGACGUUUUGAGCAAAGCAGGUUUGAACACGGAGUCCUUCGACAACAUGGACCUCACGCGUGUUCCAUCGACCAAGGCAAAGUUGGAACCGAAACUCGAUCAGUUUUUCUCCAAAGAAGAUAAUCCCGCCCUCGUGUCGAUCCCUGACAAAAUUUCCCAGAAAUCUAGUCAGGUCGACACAAAGCCCGAGGAUGUUGUGGAUGGUCUCCUCUUUGAGGAAAUCCCUCCAGAGCUAUUCACAACCGACUUCGACAGCGAACCCGUCCAUGAGGUCCUUGAAAGGACUCGUCAGGAAGACCUUCAGAAGCGCCGCGUGUCGCCUCUUUUUCCCUCUGCACCGUUUUCACCCUUUGACCAAUCCCCACUAUCUUCCACUUGUUCGACGAAACGCAGCAGCCAAGUUCUCGUGCCGGCCUCGCCCGAAAAGGAGAAUGUGGAUGCACUCGACGACGAUGACGACCUUCUGCAGUACAUCGCAGAGGCAGCCGAGGAAAAGGCCUUUCAAUUGUGUUCUGACGCAGACGAAGCCGUUGCACUGGCAUUCGCUGGUCACACUGCACUACCUUCCUCCCCCGACUUGAGCCUUCGCAGGAGGCGCUUUUCUUUGGAUGAAAGCGCAAGCGCUUUGUGUUUGAGGGAGUUGGCUUGGGCAAGACGAGGCACAGAUCAAUAUGCAUUCACUGCCUUUGGUUUCAAGUGCUUUUUGGAACACGCCAAGUCUGGAAAUGAUGAGGCAAGCCCACUUCUUAAGCAACGAAUCCACGGGCUUUUCAUGAUCCAUCCACCUCACCAACUUGGAUGGAGGUGUCGACCUAACGAUGAACUGGAGCUGAACCGUGUCUUAAAAGGAACACGUUACUAA
Messenger RNA from Mesocestoides corti, 1263 nucleotides. Lineage: Eukaryota; Metazoa; Platyhelminthes; Cestoda; Cyclophyllidea; Mesocestoididae. The record is from the annotation of a GenBank genome assembly.